Messenger RNA from Aedes aegypti (yellow fever mosquito), 1093 nucleotides. RefSeq names its product mRNA turnover protein 4 homolog (gene RpLP0-like). Gene Ontology annotation, cellular component: preribosome, large subunit precursor; nucleolus. The transcript is spliced from 2 exons. Gene Ontology annotation, biological process: nuclear-transcribed mRNA catabolic process; ribosomal large subunit biogenesis; ribosomal large subunit assembly. Gene Ontology annotation, molecular function: RNA binding. NCBI's taxonomy places the organism in Eukaryota, Metazoa, Arthropoda, Insecta, Diptera, Culicidae. Bases 166 to 1038 code for a protein of 290 amino acids. The record is from RefSeq and is a predicted model, not a curated record.
UCAUCCGCGCAACCGAACGUCAACAUCAGGCGCCGCAUUCGCGUACAUGUGUUUACAGGCGAUUCAAAUUUUGUGAUCGAAAUUGGGAAAUUUCAUAGAAAAACGUGAAUAUUUGCAGUCAAAUUGCCAUAUUUUGUAGUGCUACUGUGAGGCAGCUAAACCAAGAUGCCGAAAUCCAAAAGAGAUCAGAAAGUUUCGUUGACCAAAACCGAUCGGAAGGGCCUUUCGAACAAACAGCAGAUCAUCGAGGACAUCCAGGAGUGCCGCCAAAAGUACGACAAUGUGUUUCUGUUUUCAGUGCAGAAUAUGCGCAACGCUAAACUGAAGGAUGUCCGAACGGCUUGGAAGAAUUCGCGCUUCUUUUUCGGCAAGAAUCGGGUUAUGCAGUUGGGAUUGAAAUUCGUCAGCGACGAUGCAGAUGAAGAUCCGAAGCUAGAACAGGAUUUGGAGAAACUGAGGGAGCAGAUGAUCGGUCAGUGCGGGCUGCUGUUUACAUCCGAGAGCAAGGAAACGGUGCUGGAUUGGUUCGAUUCCUAUUCGGCUGAUGAGUUUGCACGAAGUGGAUUCCGGGCAACGAAAACGAUACGCCUGAAGGAAGGUCCUCUGGAAGAGUUCUCCCACGCCAUUGAGCCACAUCUCCGUUCGUUGGGAAUGCCCACAAAGCUCGAACGAGGAAUCGUCACCCUGUACAAAGAGUUCACAGUUUGCGAGAAAGGAAAGGUUCUGACCCCAGAACAGGCCCGGAUCCUGAAGCUUCUGGGAAAACCGAUGGCCAAGUUCAAGGUCAUCAUCAAUUGCUGUUACACCAAGGAGAACGGGUUUGAAGAAAUUAAGAAGCGAGAUAUUAAGGUCACGAAAAAGACGAAGAAGGUGUUGAAUAAGAAACCUAAGAAAGCUAAAACGGAAGAGGCCAUGAGCGAGGAUGAGGACGAGGAAGAUGACGAGGACAUGAGUGACGAAGAAGACGAGGACGAAGAGAUGGACAUGGAUGACGAUGAUGAUGAUGACGACGACGACGAGGAUGAUGCUAAGGCGUAGUAUUGUAAGGUUAGUGUUACUUGUUAUAAUAAGAUAAAUGUAUCUUCAAUCCUAU